Messenger RNA from Copidosoma floridanum, 666 nucleotides. Its product is annotated as zinc finger protein 665-like. The record is from RefSeq and is a predicted model, not a curated record. NCBI's taxonomy places the organism in Eukaryota, Metazoa, Arthropoda, Insecta, Hymenoptera, Encyrtidae.
AUGGCAUCGCUGCAAUCAUUUAGAUAUAAAUCAUAUCUUACAAGACACACACGCAUCCACACGGGCGAGAAACCAUUUAAAUGCUCGAUAUGUUCACUAGCAUUUAGUCAUAAAUCGAAUCUUACUUCACACACACGCACGCAAAUACACACAGGCGAAAAGCUAUUUAAGUGUUCGAUAUGUUCACUAGAAUUUAGUAAAAAAUCUAAUCUUACAAGACACACACGCAUCCAUAAGGGCGAAAAGCCAUUCAAAUGCUCGAUAUGUUCACAAUCGUUUCGCUUCAAACAUCAUCUUGCAGGUCACAUGCGAGUACACACAGGCGAAAAGCCAUUUAAGUGCUCCGUAUGUUCACAAGCAUUUAGUGAUAAAUCAAAUCUUACAGGACAUACGCACAUCCACAGUAAAGAAAAGCCAUUCAAAUGCUUGACGUGUUCACUAGCAUUUAGUCAUAAAUCAUAUCUUACAAGACACACACGCAUCCACACGGGCGAGAAACCAUUCAAAUGCUCGAUAUGUUCACUAGAAUUUAGUGAUAAAUCAAAUAUUACAAGACACCGACGCAUCCACACUAAAGAAAAGCCAUUCAAGUCACACGCGAGUACACACAGGCGAAAAGCCAUUCAAGUGUUCGAUAUGUUCACAAGCGUUUUGGAAAAAAUCUGA